Molecule: messenger RNA, 715 nt
Organism: Megalops cyprinoides (Indo-Pacific tarpon)
Lineage: Eukaryota; Metazoa; Chordata; Actinopteri; Elopiformes; Megalopidae
Product: dual specificity protein phosphatase 13-like
Exons: 3
Coding region: 1-600 (199 amino acids)
Biological process (GO): negative regulation of MAPK cascade; protein dephosphorylation
Cellular component (GO): cytoplasm
Molecular function (GO): MAP kinase phosphatase activity; protein tyrosine/serine/threonine phosphatase activity
Source: RefSeq, a predicted model, not a curated record
AUGUCCACUGAGGGGUUAAUUUCGAGUGCUCAUGUCCGAGAAAGCCGCUCGGUAUCGACUGAAACUCCAUCCGUGACAGCGCUCGAGGAAAUAUUGCACAGUGGUCAAACCUCCUGUAAUCAUGUUGAUGAAGUAUGGCCUAAUUUGUUCCUUGGAGACAUGUUUAUGUCCCAUGACAGAUACGGUUUAUGGAAAUUGGGGAUCACCCAUGUUUUGAACGCAGCUCACGGGAAAACCUGCUGUAAGGGGAGCGAUGAUUUUUAUGGGACAACGGUGGACUACUAUGGGGUUCCAGCUAAUGAUUUGCCAACAUUUGACCUGUCACCCUAUUUCUUUCCUGCCGCAGAGUAUAUUCACAAAGUUCUCAGCUCUCCUGGAGCCAGAAUAUUUGUGCACUGUGCCGUUGGGGUUAGCAGAUCGGCCGCCCUCGUGCUGGCCUACCUCAUGAUCUAUCACCAUUUGUCCCUGGUGGACGCCAUCCGAAAAGUUAAGGAGAACCGGUGGAUCUUCCCGAACAGAGGAUUCCUGAAACAGCUGAGGGCACUGGACAUAAAUUUACAGAGAGAAAGACAGCCUGAAAGCAAUGAGCAAACAACCUGACAAAGCAGCAUCAUUCACCUGGGAUGCAUACCACGUUUCAGUAGCGUUACUGAUAAGCUGCAGCUGUACCCUUGUGCCCAGUUAUUGCCUAGUGUCUUUGUUCGUAUCUACCCAG